Oncorhynchus nerka (sockeye salmon) is the source of this 1700-nucleotide messenger RNA. RefSeq names its product caveolae-associated protein 4a-like. Gene Ontology annotation, cellular component: cytoplasm; caveola. The transcript is spliced from 2 exons. Bases 411 to 1325 code for a protein of 304 amino acids. Gene Ontology annotation, biological process: regulation of gene expression. The record is from RefSeq and is a predicted model, not a curated record. Lineage: Eukaryota; Metazoa; Chordata; Actinopteri; Salmoniformes; Salmonidae.
AUGUCUCUCUCUGUCACUCUCUCACUCUGAGCCCUGCCUGACGGUGUCUGCCCUCUCUGAUCUGAGCUGCCCACACCGAAGAGAGGUGGAGCCUCCAUGUUCUUGUGCAUUGGAUCUGGGUGAGGCACCAGUUCCAGGGUGAGUCUCUUUGGCCGAGGUGUCUGCUGCCCUCCAUGGCCCAAUGAUCCAGCAACCCAACCCAACCCAAUCCUACCCAACCCCUGCUGGUCUGACAAGUCUCAGGUUGAAGCUACCUAGAGGCCUGGUUACCCUUUCUGACAAGUCUCAGGUUGAAGCUACCUAGAGGCCUGGUUACCCUUUCUGUGGUUUCUACUGACCACUAAGAAAAAAUAGGAUAACCUCAACCUUUUCCCUUUGGAUCCGAGACACGGUGGUUGAAGACACCAACCAUGGCUGAUAAACUAGGUCUGGCUGUGGGGGACGAUACUGCAACCAUCAUGGCGCUAUUGGAGCGUGUGGCGGGCAUCAUCGACAACGUGCAGACGUGCCAGACGCGUAUGGAAGAGAGGCAGCUCGAGCUGGAGAACAGUGUCAAGACCAUCCAGGAGGAUGUGGUGAAGCUGACGGUAAACCAUGCCGCCACGAGCAGCACAGUGGACAGGCUGCUGGAGAAGACGCGCAAGGUCAGCUGCCACAUCAAGGACGUCCGCGUACGGGUAGAGAAUCAGAACAUCCGCGUCAAGAAGGUGGAAACCACCCAGGAGGAACUGUUGGCCAAGAACAAGUUCCGGGUUGUCAUCUACCAGGGGGACAGUGAGGUGUCAGCUGUGGCAGCCGGAAAGGAACCCAAAGAACCCAAGGAUCCCAAGGAACCCAAACCGUCUGUGGCCGAAGUGGAGCCAGACCACUUUGAGCUCCCCCCUGAGUCUGAUGAUGAGUACAUGGUGGUGGAGGAAGCCUCGUCCACGGCCGCUAAGAUGAAGAAAUCAGGCCUAACCCGCAUGGAGAGCUUCAAGUCCACCUUCUCCCGCUUGAACAUGACAAAGACGAAAGAGAACAUGAGCAGCAAGGUUGGCCAGAUGGGUGAGCGCAUCGUAUCAACCGAGCGUCGGCAGAAGAUCCGCCAGUCUGGGGAGAGGCUCAAGCAGUCCGGCUCGCGGCUCAAGGAAUCCAUUGCCAGCCAUGUGCCAGCCAAACUGAAGAAGGAGAGGACUGUGGCGGAGGGCCAGGAGGGGGCUGUGGGGGUCACCGAGGACGCCACACCCGUCCCGCCACCCAAGGGCCACAAAUCCAACAGCCCUGCGCUCGCUGAGGAUGGCGUAGAGGAGGAGGUGCCGAUGCAUGAUAUUAAACAGCUCUCCUAAACCAGCGUUCAAACAAAUGGAAAACAACAACGUCUGUUUUUCUUUCAAUCUUUUUUUCGUUUCGAAGGAUUGUCCUGUGACCGAUAGUCCCAUAAACAGGCCAGUUAGGGUUUCAACACAAUGAGUUUAUAUAUUCCACACAACAUUUUGAAAUCGUCUUUAUUUUGGAAAUUCAAUGAUUUAUAUAGAUAUACUUCUAUCUUUUUUGUCAUUUUUUUCUUACAUUUGACACAAGAAUGCAAAACAAAUCAACUGACAAGAAUUACAGCAAAUUUGUGCGAUUGGACAUUUUCUACAGACUUCUAAAUCACCAUAUUAUAAUACAGAAGACAUUCAAUUGUCUUUCAUUUGCAUGUUGAAAGGCUGAAUAUGGGA